Molecule: messenger RNA, 579 nt
Organism: Pygoscelis adeliae (Adelie penguin)
Lineage: Eukaryota; Metazoa; Chordata; Aves; Sphenisciformes; Spheniscidae
Gene: ARL11
Product: ADP-ribosylation factor-like 11
Exons: 2
Coding region: 1-579 (192 amino acids)
Biological process (GO): vesicle-mediated transport; intracellular protein transport
Cellular component (GO): cytoplasm
Molecular function (GO): GTPase activity; GTP binding
Source: RefSeq, a predicted model, not a curated record
AUGGGGAAGCUAAUCUCCAAAGGCCGGCGCAAGAGAGAUGCUCGAGUUGUCAUGCUGGGGCUCGACUUCGCUGGCAAAUCCACCCUUCUGUACAAACUGAAGAGCGGCCGGGCUGUGGAGACCUGCCCAACGGUGGGCUUCAAUGUGGAAUCUCUGCAAACUCCCUGUCGCGUAUCCUUCACCCUCUGGGACGUCGGUGGACAAGGCAGUCUGCGGGCAAGCUGGCCUGACUACCUGGAGGACACCAACACCCUUGUCUUCGUGCUCGACAGCACAGACACCGCCCGGCUGCCUGAAGCAGCAGCGGCGCUGGAGGAAGCGCUGAGCCACCCCAGCAUGGCUGGCGUCCCUGUCCUCCUCCUGGCCAACAAGCAGGAGGUGCCGGGAGCGCUGGCUCCCGCUGAGCUGGGGGAGAGGCUGCGGCGGGGGCGGCUGGCGGGGCGCCGCUGGGUGCUUGGCCUGCAGGAAGCCCUAGCCGUCCUGGGAGAGCUGCUGCGGGGUCUGGAGCAGAGCUCCCCGUCCCAAGAGCAGCCCCUCACAGGGCCGGCGGGGAGGAGGCAAGCCCCCAUGGAAACUUGA